Molecule: messenger RNA, 1881 nt
Organism: Penicillium olsonii
Lineage: Eukaryota; Fungi; Ascomycota; Eurotiomycetes; Eurotiales; Aspergillaceae
Source: the annotation of a GenBank genome assembly
AUGCUGUGCUCUGGAGACCGGGAGAAGGGAGAUGUGGCCAUGGAAGAGAAGUGGGACUAUGUGAACCUCGAUGACUUCAAAUCCGAAUCCUGCUGGACCCCAUUCUCCUACUUCUUCCUUUGGGUCUUUUUCAUUGUUUCUUUGGCCGUCUACGGCGUCGAUACCUUCACGGCCGUCAACUUGUUGGCCUUCUCACGGUGGUCGGGUAGGGUGGAACCGGCCAUCCCAUUCAAUAUUUCACGAUGGAUUUUCGCCGCGUGCAUCAUCGCCUCCUUCGUGCUUCUAGCGUACCGGUGGUUCCAUGCCAUUCGCGCCAUUCGCUCAGGUAGCAUCACCCGCAGCUUUUUGGAUCCUCUCGCCGUGCGCGUUCAAAGUAUCCGAUUUGGUCAAAAGGGUCGCGGAUACCGGCGAUUCCUGGUGUUUGCCGAAUUGACGAAAGACCGCAAGGCUGCGGAAUAUGUGGCUCUGUAUGCCUAUUUCUCGUUCCAAUUUUGGAUGAACACGAUUUUUGCGGAUGGUCCUCGCCAGGUGAUCAAUGCGAUCACUUUGUACUCGGUGAUGCAGAUGGACCUAAUUCCCGGAGGGAAAAAUGCUGCUCACGACGAUGGCUCUUCCUCCAUUGGUCAAUUCUUCAACAAUAUCAAAAUCCUCGCCGAGGAUAACAACCUUCAGGCCGUGGUGCUGUUUGGUAUGCUUUUCACCCUGAUCAUCUGGGUGCUGUCUGUUCUCAAAUUGAUCUCGGCAAUUGUCCUCUACCUGAUCUUCCUGUUCCAUCAUAUUCCCGCGGAAGACGGUACUCUGUCUCGAUACUGUCGCCGCAAGGUCGGGCAGCGGUUGAAGCGCAUUGUGCACCGCAAAAACAACAAGGCACUUGCAAAGGGACUCAAGUUACAAAAUCGAGCACCCACUCAACCGAGCUUGGCAGCCUUUGAUACCAAGCCCGCACUUCCUGUGCUCGACGACAAGGGCCCGAUAGUGACAACCAUCUCACGAAGCACUACUCAAACAACUCUUCCGACUUACUCGCGGUCCAAUUCAUCGACGGCCCCGGGCCACAACCCCACGCUGCCAAAUCUGGAUUUCGAUGCUAAGCCUCCACUGUCUCGAACUGCAACUUCUUCCUCCGCGAUAUCUGAGUCUGCUUCUCUGACGGGGAAUGCCGCUGGAAUGGGUUUCAGCGCUGUUGGCAACCCACGACCGACCCUUCCUCCAGUGCCACCUUUACCGGCAAAUGUGCCACACCGAAUGGCCACGCCUCACGCCCGAGCGACCCCAGCACCAUAUACCCACGGAAGGGACUAUGAUCGUGAAAGGGACUUGGAAGACUAUCGCUACGGUAGAACCGACUAUCGAGACUUGACCGAGAGCAGCUCGGACUCGUACGAGCAGCCGUAUCAGACAUACACACCGGCCGGAGACUACGGAUCGGAGUACGGCACUGAGCAGCCCGACGCCCGCUAUGCCCAUUUUGAUGCGCCAGGGCACUACGACCCGUAUGCUCAGGGGAGUCCACCACCUCACAACCCCGCACAGGAUUAUCAUCAUCCAGAUCCCUAUUCAGUGCGAUCAUACACGCCGGCCAGCACAGGGGCAACACCUGCCCCCUAUCGCACCUACACCCCAGCGAGCUACCGGCCAUCACCUCCCCCGGCUGCCUCCAUUGAGCAGCCACCCCGAACCUUCACGCCUGUUACCCCGGCGACUCCUGCACCGCAGACGGGGGGCUAUGCCGCUUUCAAUCCAUUCCAACCUGCUGAAGUUAGCCACCAGCGACCUCCAGCCCCGGAUAGCCACGCCCGUGCCAAUACCACGUCGCCUUCAGCCAUGCACCGCGCACCACCAGGUCACUCUUUCAACCGUGCCAACACGCAUCAAUAUUGA